AAUAAAUCCUUGCACUUACUUUUUACCUUAGUUCUUAUUCGAGAUGUACCUUUAUUGAAUAAGUCAUAAUUUUCCAAACAUGUUUGCGUUAAAAAUAGCCUAUAUUGUUUUAUAAAUUGUAGAUCAGUCUGUCCAGUUUUAAUUUAGUGAGUUACGUUCAUUUACAAUGAAGGAAACAGUAAUGGUUGUGAUUGUUACAUUAAUGUUUAGUUAUGUGCAAUGUAAUUCUGAUAAUGAAAGUGAUAGCAAAAUUUUGAAGUUUGUAAAGAACGAUAGCGAGAAUGGAUAUGAUUUUGAAUUUCAAACUAGUAACGGAAUAACACGAAAAGAAACCGCCAUUUGGAAACCAACAACCCACGACGAAUCCGUACUGACCGUACAAGGCGAAUUUUCGUUUAAUUUUCCUGAUGGAUCUCCGGUUUUUGUAACAUUUACAGCAGAUGAAAAUGGCUACAGACCCAAAGUUCAAAUAGGUACACGUACAGGCGUUGUUAAAGAUGGAACCACGGUACCGCCAAAAAUGUUCCAGCUGGGCAAUAGGUAUAAUUUUGAUGCAAGAAAAGAGGGUGGAAAUCAGCGACAGUUGGUCCAGAGAAGAAAGCGCAACCAUCGACGAUUCCGGGAAGCUGGACAUCGAAGGAAACUAUUUUAUACAAUUUCCCGAGACCAAUCAGUUCGUUUUCACGACUUAUACAGGAGGUGCCAGUGGAUUUUUAUCCAAAGUAGCUUUUGGUAUAAAAGUUGCAAAAUCAGACAGAAUUCCCAGUUCAGCAAUAGCUUCACUAGCAGGAGGAGGACUGGGAUAAUGAGUUUGCUCAAAAUGGGCUUUGUUUAAACAUUUUUUACACCUUAAUGAC
This is a messenger RNA of Psylliodes chrysocephalus, 857 nucleotides long. The record is from the annotation of a GenBank genome assembly. NCBI's taxonomy places the organism in Eukaryota, Metazoa, Arthropoda, Insecta, Coleoptera, Chrysomelidae.